CGUUGGUACUGUGGGUGAGCUCAUCCAAUCACAUCUACAUUUGUGACUACUGUAUAUUUCCCUUCUUCCCAUUUCCUUCUGUUUAUUCUUCUUUCUCUUUCUCUAUCCUCUCCUUACUCAAAAACCUAUUUUGCUUCUAACUACUGCCUCCCUUAACUAACCCUCCCUUUUUAUCAUUUCCCAACCCAUUCUCUUAUCCUCUUCCCUUCCAUUACCCUAUUGGGUAAGAUAGAUUUCUAUACACAGCUCUGUGUGUGUGUGUGUCUAAGAUGAAAAUGGAGAGUCUGGCUGUAGAUUUUAAUCGUUUAUUAUGGUUUAUUGAUGGAAAAGAGAGGGGAGAAAGAUGAAACAGAGAAAUAGAGGUAGAUUUCUCUUAAAGUAAGAUCACCCUGAUCUCAGUGUCUCUAUUUAGCUUGCUGUUCCGCAGCAGCAAUUUGGAACCUCCAACUGGUAGGUACCAAGAUGGAAGUUGAGAGCCCCAAAUCCGGUUGGGCCUCAGGUUAUCUAACUUUCUCUCUGCCCACUGACUCACACAUCAUGCUUUGUGAGCCAACUGUCGCCCUUCCUCCUUUGAUCUGCCCAGGAGAUAUUCAGCCUGCCUUCUGUCUUGUUGUCCCUCUACCUUAAUUGCUGACUUUCCUGCUGACCCUAGGGGGCACCAAAGUUUAGAUUCUAUCCUCAUCAAAGUCCCCUUAAUAAGUUCCUUUACACAAUCUCUAUCUAUCUAUCUAUCUAUCUAUCUGGCUGUCUGGCUGUCUGUCUAUCUAUCUAGUAUUCCCUCUUUGAGCUCAUUCCAAUGAGAGUAAGGUUCAAGCAUUAUUUGCCAUGACUGCCUUCCAUUUUUCCCUCACUCUAAAAGCUCUUUCUUGUAUGCCUUUUUUAUAUGAGAAAAAUUUCCCCAUCUACCUCUCCCUUUCCACUUCUUCCACUGUAUCCCUCUUUUUCACCCCUUAAGUGUUUUGGAGAUCAUUCUAACAUAAUCAGUUUGCACCUAUGUGUAAACUUCUUUUAAUUGGAAAUUCUUGAGUGAUCCUGAUUUUGGUUCCAUAAUAUUUCAAUUGUUUUUUUGUUGGUUGAAAUAUUUUCUCAACUUGGGAGCUCUGGAAUUUGGCUAUAAUGUUUCUGGGAAUUUUCAUUUCCAUAUCUUUCAGGAAAUGAUCAGUGGAUUCUUUUAGUUUCUAUUUUGCACUCUGGUUCUGGGAUAUCAUGUUUUCCUUGAUAAUUUCUUGAAUUAUGAUGUCUCAGCUCUGUGAUUGAGGCUUUCAGUAAUUCUUGAAUUAUCUCUCUUUGAUAUAUUUUCUAGGUCAAUUGUUUUUCCAAUGAAAUAUAUCAAAUUUUUGUCUUAUCUUUUAUUCAUUUGACUUUGCUUUAUUGUUCCUUGGUGCCUUAUGGAGUCAUAGCUUCCAUUUGCCCAAUUCUAAUUUUUUAAGGAAUUAUUUUCUUCAGUGACAUUUUGUAUUUCUUCUCAUUUGGCCAAUUCUACUUGUAAGGAGUUCUCUUCUUCAGUGGAUUUCUAUACUUCCUUUCUAUUUGGCCUAUGUUUUUUAAGGUGUCUUUUUUUGUGCCUCCACCAAGCUAUUGACUUUUCUGUAUCUCUUUCUUCAACUCUUUUAAGAAUUCUCCUUGAGUGUGGGUAUAAUGAACAGUUUUCUUUGAGGUUUUAGUUGUAGCAGUUUUCAUGUUGUCUAGCUUUUUUUCAUGGUAAAGUUGUUUGUUUGUUUUUUCUCAUUUUUUUCCAGCCUAUUUCUUAACUUUGAACUUUAUGUUAAAGAUGGGCUAUAGAGGGCAUGUAGGUGCCUCAUGGCACCUGUGGAUAGAGAGUCAGGCCUGGAGAUAGAGAGGUCCUGGGUUCAUGUAUGGCCUCAGACACUUUCUAGUUAUAUGAGCUUGGGUAAAUCACUUAAUCCUAAUUGCCUAGCCCUUAUUUGUCUUCUGCCUUGAAACCAAUAUGUAGUAUUGAUUCUAAGAUGGAAGAUAAGGAUUUUUUUCAAAAAAUAAAAAUAAAAUAGAGCUAUAUUCAUUUGAGGAUGAGGGAACACUGUUUUCACUAUUUUCAUUUCAUAUUUUUAUAUCUAUAGACUGAAGUAAAAUGAAGCAAUAUAUGUUUAUUUCAUAUGUAUAUAUUUUAUUUCAUUAUUUUUAUUUAGCUAACAUUUUGUGGUACUUAUUAUGUGCCAAGCCUUGUACUAAGUGUUUGUAAUUAUUAUCUCAUUUGAUUCUCAAAACAACCCUGGGAAGUAAAUGCUGUUAAAUUGUCCUCAUUUUAACUGAUAAGCAACUUGAGGCAAACAGAGGUUAAAACACUUGUUCAGGGUCAUCCAGCAAUAUCUGAGUUCAAAUUUGAACUCUGUUCUUCCUGACUCUAGGCCUGGCAAUCUAUCUACUGUGCCACUUAGCCUCCCCCAUGAAAUGUGAGGGAUGAAAAUAAUUAGCAGAUUUUUGCUAAGCUUCUAUUAUUUGAAAACUUUACUACAAAAGUUCUUUUCUUUUAAAAUCCUUAUCUUCUGUCUUACAAUCAAUACCAGCUAUUUAUUUUAAGGCAGAAUAAUAUUCAAUAUUUUCAUUAUUUCAUGUUUGUUAUUUCCUUUCUGGCUUUUUCUGCACUGCUAUUUUCAGAGCUAGUUCUUGGGGCUGCAGUUUUCAGUGCUUCCAAGGUGGUGUGAUCCAGAAAGAGGUGUGGUCACUACUGUCCUGGUCUGCUCUCUGGUCUACCCAAAGGGCCGCUGGUCCCCUAUAGCCACAGCUACUAUUCUUUUAGAACCCUGACCAGGACUCCUGCUUUUCUGCAUCUACAGACACAAGGCUCCUUUCUUGCUUGGAACUGAAACCAGUUCCAAGUGCUCUUUUGUGACUGACCACAAGUGUUCUUUUCUACCUUGAAACUUCAACCCAGAAGUGGUGUGGGCAAUAGGGUUUCUAAUCAGCAUCAGCUGCACCCAGUGAUGGCAAAGAUUCACCUGUGAUCUUCAUGACCAGUGCUCUGACCCCCUUACAGUUUCUUGGCUGAGAGUUCCUGAAGCUGCUGCUGCUGCUGCCAUGCUCCGCUCUGGGCUGGCAUCCACCCCAAUAACACACAUUUCCCCUUUGGACCACCUAAGUUGUCUUAGGCCAGAAAAAUGUCUCCUCCUCACCUUCUGUGGGCUCUACUGCUCCAUAAUUUGAUUGGAAGAAGUUUCAAGGGGAAUGUUGAGAGGCUUCAAGUGAGUUGCUGCUUCUAAUCUGUCAUCUUGAUAGUUAAAUUCUGCUAAGCACUAUAUGAUUAUUAUUUCAUUUCCCUCACAAUAGCCUGGGAGAUGGGUGCUAUUAUGAUCCCUAUUUUAUAGUUGAAGAAACAGAGCCAGGCAGACAAUAAGUGACUCGUCCAGGGUCAUGGAGCAAAUAAGUGACAGAUUUUGACUCAGGUCUUCUUGUCUCAGGAUUAUUGCUUUAGCCUCUGCACCACCUAAUUGCUCCCUCUAACACAGUGGAAUUGGAUUAGAUAGCAUCUGAGGUCCCCAGAGAUACUUCUUAUUAAUGGUUUGCCUAAGAAAUAGUAGGACCUUUGGACAGAAACACUCAACUUGGGUUUAGUAGUUUGGGGAUUUGUUUAUUCGCCCUAAUUUGUGCUAUGAUUUGGAGUAGUCACUUCUUAUCUACCUUCAAUUUUCCCAUUUUAUCAAUGAGGGAAAUAAAUCUGUUCUAUGGCCAACUAUGAUGAUCAUAAUAAUAGUUUUUAUAGCAUUUGCUAUAUCUAUAUCUAUAUAUCCCUGUGCUAUUUGAUCCUCACAACAAUGCUAGAAAUUAGGUGCUAUUAAUUAUCCACUUAAUUUCCCCUAUGAAAUGUCCUUAAAGGGACAAAAAUAAUCAGAUAUUUACUGAAUUAUUAUUUGCAAACUUUGCCAACUAGGUUCCUUUAUUUUUUUUAAACCCUCGCCUACUCAUACCCAGUGCCCUUUUAAGCAUUUUCUCUUUCAAUUUUCAUUUCCUCCCCUGACCAUUCACUUUUCCCCUGCAACUUUCAUUUUUUACCCCUUUUGCCCUGUAUCCUACCUCCCUACUCUACUCUUCUGAUUGCUUAUUUUCCAUCUUUUCAAAGCAGCAGUCAGCCAGUUCAAAAUCGUCAUUCUUGACUGUCCAUUCUUUGCUGCAGUGGAGAUUCAAAGGUGUAGAUACUGGAAUUAGAGCUAUAGUUGGGGAAGGUAGACUACAAUUCAAUUGUUCCAAUUAACCAAGGUGUUGAAAUGUAGAGCUUCAAUAGACUUUUGGGUGCAUCAUGGUCCUCUUUUAGUACCACAUUCCAGCCCCCUGCAUUUAAAGUUCAAGAUUCCCCCUCUAUCAGGCAGGCCCUGGCUCACCACCCCUAACCCAACCUCUCUCCAGAAGCCUCCUGCUGCAUUUGCCACCAGUUCUUACCACAUCUUAGGAUAGAGGAGAAAGUACAUGCCUAGUAAGGCUUUAUUCCUCCACCUACUCUUCUGCCUCCUCCCAUUAAGGCUUAACUACCUGACAAAUAGACUUGCCUCUUUACUCCAUGUCCUAAUUGCAAGUGGCUCACCAUUAAAGCCACUUGCACCAUGGUGUGAUGAAGGUGAAGCCUGGUUGAUUGACAGUGGGCCUAUAGGGCACCAGUGGCAGGGUUUUCCCAUGCCUAGGCCCUAUUUCUAGCUUUGCUUGCCCUGAGAUUCCAAAAUCUCUAGUUAUAGUUGUGUGACAAAAUACCCUGAUACAUAACCCACCCUUUUCUGAAAAUGUGUCUUAUGUGUUUCUUACAGCAGGAAAUUUGUGCAUUGCUACUGUUGCAUUCUUAAAACUUGAUCCCUUAUGUAAUAUCUUCUGAUUCCUCAAAAAACCCUUUGUGAAGCCAGAAUCAAGAGGAACACUUAAUUCUAGAUUCAGUGGGAGGUAGCCCAGGAGUGUGAGUAGAAGAGCAAGGAAACUCAUUAGGAUUCUAGCCAUAUAUGGUGUUGUAAAUAUUUGAUUAGGAAAACAUUAUGACACUGGACAUAAUAUUUUUCAGCUCUUUUUUUUUUUAAAUAAACAAAUGCUUCAUAUUAUGUCUUGUAUUUGCUUAUGCUUAUAUUUAUUAAAGAGUGUAGUUUGCAGAAUUAACCUUUUUUCCUUCCCCCCAAAACCAAUGGGUUCACAAAAUGUUCUUAAUCAUAUCUCUUCUAAUUCAGCACUGGAAUAUUUUGAAAAGGGUCAUUUGUUUAUAUUCUAAAAGGUUGGUUAUGCAGUGGAUGGUCAAUGUUAAAUUGAAGCAUUCCUAACAAAUUUUACAAAUGAGCGACUAUAACAGUGAAAAGAGGGAUGGACUUGAGAGUCAGAAGACCUGGGUUUUAAUGCUGUCAUUGCAUGCUCUGAUUCUCAGGUUCACCAUUCAAAUAGCAGAGUGUCUCCAUUAUGGUUUGUCAGUAUUUCUAUCUCUAUAAUCUUUUUACUAAUUAAUCUCACUGCCACCAUCCUAGUAUAGGACUUGGGUAGUAUCCCAACUGGCCUUCCUCUCCAAGCCUACCACAUCCAUCACAGCCAGUUCCAAACAUCAGCCAAAAUGGAAUAUAUGUUCUAUAUGUGUAUCCUAUGUUUUUCUGCCUCCAUGUCUUUACAUGGCUCCUUCCUUAUUCAUGUGAAUGAUAAUAAUCAUAAUAGUAACUCAUUUUAUAUGAUGUUUUUAUCCUGCAUUUUCCUUAAACACAGUCCUAUAAAGGAAAAAAAUAAACGCCCCCAUUUUGUAAAUGAGGAAACUAAGGUUUGAAGGAGGAGGAUUUAACUGGAUGGCUUAGGAGGCUUGAGUAAGGAAAUGAUCAUUUUUAGUCAGACAGGGAAGACUCAUGGAUGACAUUGUCUUUAAGUAGUUGAAGAGCUAUCAUGUGAAUGUCUAGAGAGUUUGUGACUUGCCCAGGGUCAUAUAAGUGGGAAGCAAAGAGCCAGGAUUUGAAUCUAGGUUCAACUUCAGUGGUCUUUCCAGGGCACCUCAUUUCAUUUUGUUUGAUUCUUAAAGUAGGAACAAACAAGGGAGAAGUUGCAGAAAGGCAGAGUUAAGUUCUAAUGGGAAAUUUCCUAACAAUGAGGAAUACCUUAGAGUGAAAUGGGCUAUACCAAGGCUUUCCCCUGAGUAGAGAUCUUUUUUUUUCAACUCUUAUGUUCCCUCUUAGAAUUGAUACUAAGUAUCGGUUUGGAGGCAGAAGAGCAGUAAAAGGAUAGGCAAUUGGGGUUAAAUGACCUGCACAGGUCACACUGCUGAGAAGUUUCUGAGGUCACAUUUGAACCCAGGACCUCCUGACCCUAGACUUCAGUCCCUAUCCACUGAGCCACCUAUUUGCCCAUCCCUCCGUAGAGGUCUUUAGGCAAAGGCUGGAUGACUAAUUAUGGCGAAAGUUGUAAGAAAAAUGAUAUCUUUUCAGGUAUGGGUUGAGCUAUGUAUGGUUUAUGAUUCUAACAAAAUAUGAGAAACAUGAAAAAAAAUGUUUUUCCAGUUGGGGUAGUACUGGGAGUUAGGGAGGGAUGGGAAGAACUUGGAUUUGGGAAAGGUUGGCUUUAGAGUUAGGCUUGUAUGGAAGGAAAGAAUAAAUAGAUCCACAGUGGAGGAGUGUUCUCAGAGGAGAGCAGUGUGAGAAAAGGCAUGAAAGCUAGAGAGCAGAAUCAUAAUGAAAUUUUUCUGGAGCACAUUUAUAAAAGGGAAUACCCAUGGAGGAACUGGAAGAGGUAGGCUGAACUCUGAAUGUAGAGAACUUUGAAUGGCAGAAUAAGUUUGCCCUGAGGCAAUGGAGAACCAUUUUGGAUAACUUCAUUUGAUCCUUGUAGCAGUCUUUGUGGCAGGUACUUCCAACCCAGGUCUCCUAACUCCACAGGGCUCAACCAGGAAUACAGCAGAGGUAGGCUUCUAAGGGAGAGGGAAAGGGAAGGGGGAAGGUGACAAACUCGGAACUAGAUUAAGAGCCUUUAAUCUUGCAGUAAAAUUGGGUUUAUGAGUUGCCUUGUGUCCUGGGCUCUAUUUGCUGAGCAAGAAGAGCAGCACUACUUCUUACCAUUCAGCGGCAGGGGUGCUCCCAACCUUCUUAUCCCUAGGUUCUUAACACCCCAAAACGUUCCUCCCCCUUCUGGGCUAUUUCCCUGCUAUCGCCCCACCCCCAAAGGGGCCAACCAAGUUUUACAAACGUCACUCAGGCUUAAACUGCAUUGGGUUGACUUUUGCUCACAUCCCCAACAAAUGACUUUAUUAAAUUCUCAAAAACUAUCAUGCAUGUGUUGUUUCGGCGUGGUCUGUUUUGACUUUAGAAUCAAACUUUGCCCGCCUUCACACCCUUUUGGUCUAACCCAGGUAGCUCUCUGGGAUAGGUGGGAAAAAAAGGUAGCCUUCCCACUCCUCCUCCCCAAAAGAGGGGCCAAUGAGAGGCCCAGGAGAAAUGAGUGGCGUAAGUCAAAACCAAUGAAUGGGUUUAGCGUCCUGGUUGCAAACGUUAGCGCAGGAAGAGUAGAAGGAGGGACCGGAGGUGGGAGGAGACGCAGCUUCUUCGGUACCAGAAGUGAGAGCCGGUGGGGAGCUCGAAGCACGAAGCUCUCAACCGUAAAGGUGUUUAGCCAAAACAGGAUCAACACCCAUGUCCUCAACAGCCAUCCAAUGGAUCCUAUUCGACCUCCAUUCAGAGGAACUCCUCCUUUCCAUUCACUUCCAUAUCUACGGCUACCAGGAUCUCGGCCACAUGUUCCUAAACUUAUGGACACGACUAUGGGCAGAGCAGGACAGACAGUCCAAGGCAAUUCAUUUGGGAGGCCAAAGGAACCAAAUCUACAUUGUGAGCUAUUACAACAGGAGUCUGUUGGUUUACCAUCUAUGUUCCGUGGACUGGGUUUUGAAACAGCUCCCCACUCCCCUUUGAGAAGAGAGAUACCAACCUUGGGUAGAGGCAUUUUAGGCCGAGGUUUGAGUUUUAAUAAGGCCUCUAAAGGCCAAGAAGAGCUUCUAAAACAGCCAACUUUUCCUGGCCCUUCAGUGUUGGCAGCUGGGGACAGCAAGAUGGCUUCAGUCUCCCUUGGUUGGAAUAGGAUGCUUGGAAGAGGGAAUAUGGAAGUCCCUUUGGGAAGACCAGCUAUUGGCGUAGGCAGAGCAAUAUAUAAAGCACCAAGUGAUUUAUUACCUCCAGAUAAUCCACCAUUAUCAUCAUCAUCAUCACUACCAUCAUCCAAAUCCUCCUUCCCACUCUAUCAAGAUCAUGCUCCAGAUAUUCCUUUUGAACAAAUGGAGAAAAAAGAGCCCCUUGUGAAACAAGGAUCCAAAGGAACCCCCCAACCCUUGGGAUUGAACCUAGUCAAAAUACACUGUCAGAAUGAAGCUGUGUAUCAGUAUCAUGUGACUUUCAGCCCCAAUGUAGAAUGUAAGAGUAUGAGGUUUGGCAUGUUGAAGGACCAUCGAUCUGUCACUGGAGAUGUCACUGCUUUUGAUGGAUCCAUCCUCUAUCUGCCCAUUAGACUUCAGCAGGCUGUUGAGUUGAAGAGUCAGAGGAAGACUGAUGGUACUGAGAUCAGCAUCAAAAUUCAGAUGACCAAGAUCUUGGAACCUAGCUCUGACUUGUGUAUUCCUUUCUACAAUGUUGUUUUCCGGCGGGUGAUGAAACUUUUAGAUAUGAAGCUUGUGGGAAGAAAUUUCUAUGAUCCUACAAGUGCUAUGAUACUACAACAACAUAGGUUGCAAAUCUGGCCAGGAUAUGCAGCUAGCAUCAGGCGGACAGAUGGAGGACUGUUCCUGCUGGCUGAUGUCUCCCACAAAGUCAUUCGAAAUGACUCAGUGUUGGAUGUUAUGCAUGCCAUAUAUCAGCAGAGCAGUGAGAAUUUCCAGGAUGAAUGUACCAAGCUGCUGGUUGGCAAUAUUGUCAUAACUCGAUACAACAAUCGUACCUAUCGGAUCGAUGAUAUUGACUGGAAUAAAACUCCAAAAGAUAGCUUCAUAAUGUCUGAUGGGAAGGAGAUUACAUUCUUGGAAUACUACAGCAAAAACUAUGGAAUCACAGUCAAGGAGGAGGAUCAGCCACUUCUAAUCCACAGGCCCAGCGAGAGGCAGAAUAAUCAAGGGAGGCUGUUAAAAGGAGAGAUCUUGCUGCUUCCAGAGCUAUCCUUCAUGACUGGGAUCCCAGAAAAAAUGAAGAAAGACUUUAGAGCCAUGAAGGAUUUGACCCAACAGAUCAACCUAAGCCCUAAGCAACACCACACUGCCCUGGGAAACCUCCUUCAGAAAAUUUCAAAGAAUGAGAUGGCCAACAAUGAAAUGAUACGCUGGGGACUCUGUCUAGAUACAGAUGUGCAUAAGAUUGCAGGGCGUGUCCUACCAAUGGAAAGAAUAAACUUGAGAAAUAGUUCAUUCAUCACAUCUCAAGAAUUAAACUGGACUAAGGAAGUAACUCGAGAAGCUUCCAUUUUAACAGUUCCUAUGCAUUUCUGGGCACUGUUUUACCCAAAGCGAGCUGUUGACCAAGCCAGAGAGUUGGUUGGUAUGUUGGAGAAGAUAUCUGGCCCCAUUGGUAUGCAAAUGAGCCCACCUGCCUGGAUUGAACUAAAGGAUGACCGAAUAGAGACCUACAUUAGAACCAUUAAAUCCAUGCUGGGAGUUGAGGGGAAAGUUCAGAUGGUGGUUUGUAUCAUCACAGGCACAAGAGACGAUCUUUAUGGAGCCAUCAAGAAACUGUGCUGUGUGCAGUCUCCAGUUCCCUCACAAGUCAUCAAUGCCCGUACUGUUGCCCAGCCUACCAAACUAUGGAGUGUGGCCCAGAAAAUUUUAUUACAGAUUAACUGUAAAUUAGGUGGAGAACUUUGGGGAGUAGACAUUCCAUUGAAACAACUGAUGGUGAUUGGGAUGGAUGUUUACCAUGACCCCAGCAGGGGGAUGCGCUCUGUGGUUGGCUUUGUUGCAAGUAUCAGUCUCUCCCUCACUAAAUGGUAUUCCCGAGUAGUAUUCCAGAUGCCUCAUCAAGAGAUUGUGGACAGCCUAAAGUUGUGCCUAGUGGGUUCCUUAAAGAAGUACUAUGAGGUAAACCACUGCCUGCCAGAGAAAAUUGUGGUGUACAGAGAUGGGGUAUCAGAUGGCCAGCUAAAGACAGUCACCAGCUACGAGAUCCCCCAGUUACAGAAGUGCUUUGAAGCUUUUGAAAAUUACCAGCCCAAGAUGGUAGUAUUUGUAGUCCAGAAAAAAAUUAGCACUAACCUAUACUCAGCUGCUACAGAGAAUUUUGUAACUCCCUCCCCAGGUACUGUAGUGGACCACACCAUCACAAGCAGAGAGUGGGUGGAUUUCUACCUACUUGCCCAUCAUGUUCGGCAGGGCUGUGGCAUUCCUACACAUUAUGUGUGUGUUCUGAACACUGCAAACCUGAGCCCUGACCAUAUGCAGAGGUUAACUUUCAAGCUUUGCCAUAUGUACUGGAAUUGGCCUGGCACCAUCAGAGUCCCAGCACCCUGCAAGUAUGCCCACAAGCUAGCUUUCCUGUCUGGACAAGUCUUACAUCAUGAACCAGCCAUCCAGUUGUGUGAGAAGCUCUUCUUCCUAUAACCCAAUGAGUUGGCAAGCACAUUGGGGAAAGAGAAAAAUCAGUUUUCUGGAUUUGUGUAGAAACCUCAGCUAUGACAUUUCCAGGAUGAUCAGAGGCAAAAGGUGGAAUUUUUGAGUUGCUUUUUUCCCCUUCUUCAACCCAGUAUAUAUAUAUAGAUAUAUUUUUAAACAUUUUUUUCAAACUGUUACCACCAAGAAAACUGGAAUCUUUCAGCCUCUUUUGACUUGAAAAUUAUCAUUCCCUAUGUGGGAAAGAGAUAGAGCAUUGCCACUUUGGGAGGUUUGGAAGAAGUCAAAACAAAACAAAACUUUUUAAGAGCCUCCAAGUCAGAUAGAACUGCAAGAAUCUAUAGCAGCUCUGUUCUCCAAACCCCCAUUUUCCUUUCUGGUGCAAUAAGAGAUGUGGUCAUUGCAAGUUCUUUAAGGAGACAUUUGGACAAUUGAGGAAGGAUUAAGAGCUGUUUCUUUAUAACAGGUAUUGCCCUUGCUGGCCUGGUGCUUAGCCUUUCUGUGGCAUUGGGCUCAAUUCAGCAAACAUUUCUCAUAAUAAUUCUGAUAUAAAAGCCUAUUUUAUUUUUUUAAAUAAAUUUUUAUGGAUAUCUUUUGUUUUUACAUCACCUAAAUUUCCUAGUGCUGAUUUUGUCCCUCCUCCACACAGAGAGCCAUUCCUGUAAUAUAAUUUAAAAAGAGAGGGAAAAAACAGUUCAGCAAAGCUAACCAGAUAAUCUUCAAAAAAAUCUGAUAUGCACCCUUAGAUCUUCACCUCUAAAAAUAAUUGAGGAAGAUGUUCAAGGUUUGUUUUCAACCCUCACUUUUGAUCUCUCUGGUACUCCACAGAUUUUGAAUGGACCUAGUUCUGUUGUUUGGGUUAACAUUCAAGCUGCCAAACUAGUGGUUUAAACUUUCUAUUUUGAAUUUUGCCUCCCAACUCCAAAUAAUUCCACCUUGUUUAGUUACCAAUGGGUUGCAUCAAUUUCUUAACGAAAAAGUUCUUAAACCUAGAAGGGAAACAUUGGUGCAUGGGUAAUCUUUGGGGGGAUUUCCAAGUAUAAUACUUCUUUCCCACCAGUCUAGUUAAGUCUGUUAUUUACAUAUGGAAGAAAACUGAAAUACUUAAUUGCCUUGAAAAGUAGCCUCUUCUUGGCCACUCAGUUUUCUAGAAAGUUUUCUAAAGCUAGGACAAAUUUUUUAGCAACUCAGCUUUUAAAAAUGUAGUGAAAGGCCGAAUAACAAAAUCUCCAUACAUAAUGGAAGGCUGCCAGUAUGUUUAUAUGUACUCCCCUUUGUUUUGAAGGAAAACCUUUCAGUCUUUCUUAUCAGUAUUGAUUCUUUUUUUUUACUGUUUUAAAAGAGUUGAUCUAAUUUAAUUCCUUCCUCUCAUCACCACAUAUUUACUUGUGAAUUGUGAGAAAAAGAAACUUUAGCCAAAAACUCUUUAGGAAAGCAGUUAGAAAGUUGUUUUGGUUUAGAGUAGAGUUCACAGGAAGUUGGGAAGAUAUAAGCCAUGUCACUUCUUUGGCAUAUUUCUGUUUUUAUUUAGGUAUUGGGGGUAGAAUAAAAAAAAGCCAAGCACUUGGAAUUUUAAGAACACUAAACUAAAUAUGUUGAAUCACUGGUCUUUAACUUUCUGAUCUGAUUCUCUCUGCAAGCAUUUUUAAUUUUUCUUUUGAAGUUUUACUUUUUAAAAUCCUGUCAAUCUGAUAUAGUCAGAAAAGUUAAAAACAUUACUUAAGUAUAAUGAAAAUCUACCUUCACUUUUUCUUUCAAGUUUCCUAACCUUAUUUUUCAGUCUUAAUGUUGAGUAAUUAGUAGUAAAAGAAAAAAAUUGUAUAAUUUAUUGCUUAAGAUUGGUGAGACACUGAAAUACUUUCCUAGUAGGUGAUAUAAUCAUUAACAUGAUUCAGAAUGUCUAGAGGUCUUGGCUGCUGAGCCUGUGCUAAUCCGUCAUAGUGAUUAGAAACCACUAGGGUUUGGUUUUGAUUUUUUUUUAACCAUUGAUACUUCAUCUUAUUGAGUUGCAAGUGUGUUUUUUCACAAUGCCAGAUGAAACUGAGGCACAAGUUGUUUACUUAUCAGGAACAAUGUCACCUGCAAAACUAACCGCACAAAUUGACCAAAUAAGCCUCUCUUUUGUUGUGGGCAAUUUGUCCUGAUGACCAGCCUCAUCUUCAAGAGUCUUAACUAGAUAUAGAGGGAGACAUUUUCUCUCCCUUUAGUUGUAUCACUACAGAGCAUAGCCUUAGAGUCUUGCCCAGUGUUUCUAACCACAUCAUUAUUUAUAAGUCUGCAAGAGCAAUAUGAAAUAUCGAUGCCAUGAGCUCUCUGUCACUACAGAUCCUAGGUUACAUUGUGCCUCCACUGGACAUUUUGAUGUUAUUAAGAUCUUCCUGCUCCAUCUCUUCAGUCUGAUCACCUCAUUAAGUUACAGAAAUCCCUCGUUGUCUUGCUCUUGCUUUAUGUGGGGGGGCCAUGGCCAACAGAGAAACUGCCCCACAAAGCCAUGAUGAGUCCUGUCCCUGGGAAGGUUACUUCUCUUCCUCUGGUGUAUUUUCCAUACUUCAGGCCUUCUCCUCAUUUCUCCAGAUUUAACUGAACUGGACAAGACUCUAUGGCUAUACUAACAAGUAGAAGAGAAAGUUUGAGGGGGGGGAGUCACUCCAGACUUUUCUCCUGAUAGCCUCUGAAUAAAGGACCAGCCAGUUUCAUUGUCUAGAAUGUUUUAUGAGAAGCUUCAUUUAAAUAAGAGAAAUUCUGCAGUUUGAAUGCAAAAACUGGAGUAAAAUUUUUUCAUGUAUCUAUGAAAAUACAGUAUUUAACAGUUUAAAAAUUAUGUUGAUACAAUUAUGUGAACAUAAUCCAUGGGAAGUUGCUCCAACCGACAUCAUUUUUAAUAGCAUAAUUAAAAUAACACUGAAACCCAUUCUAAAGUUAUGAAGCGCUUAAGUGAUAUGAUUCAUCUAAUCAUCUAUUUACAAUUCAAUUCAAUAAAGAUUAUUAUGGCAGGCAGAGGUGUGUGCUAAGACUGCUAGUCCAGCCUCUCUGGGCUAUCACAGUAAUUGGGGGGAAGAGUUAAGAUACAUACAAAUCACUAGAAUAGAAGAGACACAUGAAAAAGGUGUAGAGUGCUAUGUGAGGUCUUGGAGAAAAGGCAGGAAUCCAGGAAGGAUAUGGUGGUGUAGUAAGAAUACUUCACGUGGAGCUGGAGGGAUAGCAGGUUUUAAAUUCUUCCUCUGAUACCAUGCGUCACCAUGAGUAGCUCACAGGGCGGCUGCGAAGAUCAAACAUAGUAUGUAAGACACUUUGUAAGGCCUGUAACUGGGCUGCUGUCAUUCCUGGAGGAGUUGGCAUUUCAAACAAUAUUUAAAAGAUGGUUGAGUGAUGAGAGCAUUUUAAAUAUGGAGAAUAGUGUAAGCAGAGGCAGAAAAAUAUCACGUGUACCAAGAACAAUGGGUAGUGUAGAUAGGCUGGAACUUUAUGUGGAGGGAAGUAUGAGAGGAGGCUGGAAAAAUAGGGUGAAUGUUAGUUGUGGAAGGUCUUAAAUCUCAGGCAAAAGUUAUCAUGAUUUAAUAAGCAUUAGGGAGACACUGAAAGGUUUUGAGAAGGAGGGCAUGAUCAGCAAGUCUCCUAUACAGCUGCCCCUAUGCUCAUUCACUUAUGAUUCAGCUAGUUAAUGUAGGGUACACCUGUUCAGUUCAUUUCACUGUAUUAAAAAGGUACUAAGGGGAUAGCUAGGUACACAAUGGAUAGAGUGCCAGGCCUGCAGUUGGGAGACCCUGGGUUGAAAUCUGGCCUCAGACACUUCCUUGCUGUGGGACCCUGGGCAAAUGACUUAACUCCAACUGCCUAGCCCUUACUGCUCUUCUGUCUUAAAACUGAUACCAAGGUAAAAGGGAAGGGUUUUAAAAAGGGUGCUAAGAAGUUAAUGACAACCACUUUCAAAAAGUGCUUGGUAAAUGCUAAGCACUAUGUUAAUGUAAGUUAUAAUAAAGUAAGUAAGUAACUUAUUCCCACCUCUAAAAGCACAAGCCAAGGCACUGAUCACCAGAUUGAUCUUUGCCUGCCCCCCACCCCAAAUCUUUUUGUAAUCACAUGGGAAGGUAAGCCUUGACCAAGAACAACAUGAAUCAUACAACACUUUCUCUCUGAGAUCAGAUAAAUCAAAGAUUGCCUCUGCUAAGCUUAUAAACAUUCAUAUUUUGGCCAUUUCCUUAGAAAAACUUGUUUAGAAGUAGUUUUUUGAUGUUCAAAAACCAGUAAGUAAAUAUGGGUUGAUCUAAUAUUGUUAUAAAGAGAAUUAAGCAUAGUCAGUCCAACAUCCUAAUGACCAUGUUAUUUCUAGCAAGUCCCUAUAUACUCUCCAUUGCUCUUUUUUAAUGUUUUAUUGAUACUUUUUUUUACAUCAGUGUUGCUUGUCUGCCCCUUUUCCCUUGUAACAGAUAAGUAUCUUUAUGAAAAAUAAAUCACCACAUUGACUUUGUCUGGAAAUGUAUGUCUUCUAUACUUGUGUCCAUUACCUUUAUGUUUCAUAGUUCUUAGAAGUCACCACUGACUACUGCAGUGAUCAAAAAGCUCUUAUUUUUCAAUGUUGUUUCCCUUUAAAUUAUUCAUAGUUGGCAUUGUGGAAAGUGUUCUGGUUCUUGCUUUCCUUUGGAUCAACUCAUACAACAUAUCCUAAAUUACUUUUAUUCUUUUCAUAUUCCUUCUAUUAGCACCAUAGUAUUCCACUACAAUGAUAUGCCUCAAUUUGUUUAACCAUUGCCCCCAGGCAAUGGGUACCCACUUUAAUUCCAUCUCUUCACCAUUAAAAAGGUGUGUGUGUAUACAAAAGUGUAUGUAUCAUUAUACAUAUAUACAGUGAGAGUAUACAUAGGGAUAUUGAUAUACAACUAUAUUUGUGUGUAUUUGUAUAUUAUAAUUAUUUUUCAAUAUGUGCUACCUUUCCUCUGCCUUUGACCUCCUUGGGACGUGUACCUAGUAGUAUUUCCAGUAUCUUCUGUUAAUAUCUAGAGUGAGGAAAAAGGUAAUCCCACUUUGGUGAGUAAGGGGAAGAGUAUAAGAGAUGAUGUGGAAGAAGAAUCAAUAAGCCUGAAGCUGAUUGUUUAUGUGAGGAGGAGGAAGAGGGAAUGGCUGAUGUUGUUAAUUUGGUUGAUCAUAUAGAAAGGUAGUAGAACCCAUAGUAGAAAUAGGAAAGUUUGAAAUGAAAGUGAGAUUUGGGAGGGAAAAC
Monodelphis domestica (gray short-tailed opossum) is the source of this 15740-nucleotide messenger RNA. It is a transcript of the gene PIWIL2, whose product is annotated as piwi like RNA-mediated gene silencing 2. Gene Ontology annotation, molecular function: RNA binding; protein binding. Lineage: Eukaryota; Metazoa; Chordata; Mammalia; Didelphimorphia; Didelphidae. The record is from RefSeq and is a predicted model, not a curated record.